AUGACGAGGACAGGUGAUGCCGAUUCGCGCGGCGCCAACGCCAGCGCCAGCGCCGGGCACACGGGCGCGGUCGGGCUCGAGCUCGCGGGGUUCACGGCGCACUUCCUCGGCCCUGCCGCGCCGGCGCUCACUGCUGCGCGGCGGGCUGGCCGCCGCGAGCGCGAGCGCGAUCGCGAGCCAGUCACGCUCCCGCCGGCCGAGGUGCGCACCUCUGCCGGUGCGGCGUUCACGCGCUCCCUCCUGCUCUUCAUGGGUUUCCUCUUCCGCCGCCCGUCCAAGCUCUUCCGGCCGAACCGACUCGAUACAUGGGCCGGCCUGCGCCAGCUCGCCGAGAGCGCAGACCAGAACCUCUCCCCCACGUUCGUGCGCAACAUCUUGAAAACCAAGGGCGGGCCGGCAAUACUGGGGAUCACGCUGCUGCCCCCGCUGAUAGUCAACGCGACGCUCGGCUUCCUGCUCUUCUCGUCCCACUCGCUCCUCUCGCUAUGGCUCGCGCGCCUGCCCUUCUUCCACCGCCGCGAGAUGGUAGUGGACGACACGUCCGUGUCCAUCUUCCCCGACUUCUUCUCCCUCGACGACGGGGAGGACGGCCUCCCCGAGGCGCCAGAGGAGGAGAUCACCCUCGAGACUAUCAUACGCGGCCCGCGUAAUGUCCCGCGGCAUCCGACGCUAUGCUCUGCGCUCGCUGGUGCCGGCGCGGGCGUGAUCCAAGGCCUGGCAUUCACACCGAUCGAGAACGUCGUGAGGUUCCUCCAACAAUCAACGACCUCCAUCUCGAACAUCAUCGCCCGCUUCCUGCACAUCCGCGGCCCGUCGCCCGAGGUCGCGGCCGCCCUCGGCCCGCAGCCAAAGAACCCGCUCGAGGCGUUCCGUAACCUCGUCGCCUCGAGCACGUGGGCCAAGGACCACUCGUGGUGGACGGGCUGGCGGUGGGCCAUCGCCCGUGACGCCGUCUCGUACUCGAUCUUCUUCGCGACCUUUGACCUCACGCGCCGCGUCGCGCUGCGCGUCAAGGCCAUCGUCACCGCCUCGGUGGAGAAGGAGCAGGGCAUCAUCGAGGUGGCCAAGAGCACGGCUGGACCAGACGCCCUCCCCGCCCGCCCGCCGUCCCAGACACCGACGAAGGCAAGGCUGGCGCAGGCCGUGACCAUCGUCGCAGGUGGCGUGGCGGCCGCUUCCGCUGCCGAGCUCGCCGGGCGGCCGUUCCGCGCAGGACAGCGGUACUCUGGCCUCGCGGCAGCCGAACGUACCCGCCUCAACAAGGCAGGCAAGCCGAUUCCGUGGCGCUACGAGCACCCCAUCCGCUUCGCGUGGCAGAAACACGGGCUCCGCGCCUACUUCCACCGCGAGGGCGUGCACGAGACGCCCAAGACGACGGCGGCGAGCGGGAACCGCUUCGUGAGGGCGCUCACGCGUGUCGGAUGGCGCCUCGCCUCGGUCGGGCCGUGGGGGUUCGGCUUCCUUGUCUUUGCCUGGAUCGGCGGCGAGGUGUAG
This is a messenger RNA of Vanrija pseudolonga, 1494 nucleotides long. RefSeq lists its product as uncharacterized. Lineage: Eukaryota; Fungi; Basidiomycota; Tremellomycetes; Trichosporonales; Trichosporonaceae. Gene Ontology annotation, cellular component: mitochondrion. The record is from RefSeq and is a predicted model, not a curated record. The transcript is spliced from 6 exons. Gene Ontology annotation, biological process: mitochondrial L-ornithine transmembrane transport. Gene Ontology annotation, molecular function: L-ornithine transmembrane transporter activity. The coding region runs from base 1 to 1494 and encodes 497 amino acids.